Coccidioides immitis RS is the source of this 1513-nucleotide messenger RNA. RefSeq names its product methyltransferase. The transcript is spliced from 9 exons. The record is from RefSeq and is a predicted model, not a curated record. Lineage: Eukaryota; Fungi; Ascomycota; Eurotiomycetes; Onygenales; Onygenaceae. The coding region runs from base 300 to 1331 and encodes 343 amino acids. Gene Ontology annotation, molecular function: methyltransferase activity.
CAAGCUUGUAAAUUUGGUACUAGACCUAAUACCAAUCUGUCAAGCUAGGGCCCGAUACCAUACCAGGUCAAUCAAAUAGUUUCUCCAUCCCAUCCCAACCUGCUCCCAAACCAGUACAGUACUGUUAUAGUACGAGUAAUUCCGGGAAAUGUGUUCAGCCUAAGGAUAGGUGAAGAUGCAGGGUGAAGAUGGCAUAAAGAUGGGGGAGAAUAAACCGGUGGGUGCUAGGCACUAGUUAGUUAAUCCAGAACAGGAGGGAUCCAGGUCCCCGCAUAUACAAACGUCCAGAGUUACCUAUCAUGUCGCCCACCGAGUACAAAAUGGCUGAACCAGUUGAGGCAAUUGGCCAACCUGCCAAUGAUCGCAAUGAUAUCUUGGAAGUUGACUCCAGGGCUACUGAGAACGACUCUCUUUAUGGAUCUGAGCUCUCGAACUACACGGCCUCUCUCACAUCCUCUGUCGUUAACUACCGACAGGAAAAUGGUAGACGAUAUCACGGCUACCGCGAUGGGAAUUACCUCCUCCCAAAUGAUGAACAAGAGUCGGAACGGCUGGAUAUGAUUCACCACAUGCUGCUAACAGCCAUGGAGGGCAAAUUGUUUCUGGCACCGAUUUCAUCAGGCGUGAAAAAAGUGAUUGAUCUUGGGACCGGGACGGGAAUUUGGGCUAUCGACUUCGGUGAAAAGUACCCGUCUGCAGAGGUUAUUGGAAACGACCUGAGUCCUACCCAGCCAAGCCUUGUCCCUCCGAACGUCCGUUUCAUUGUUGAAGACUUCGAAGAAGAAUGGGUCUACCAACCCAAUUACUUCGACUUUAUACACGCUAGGUGGCUAGCCGGAUCCACUAAGGACUAUCUUAAGCUAAUAAAGCAGUGUUACAAACACCUUGCGCCUGGAGGAUGGGUUGAACUUCAGGAUUGGAACCCUAAGCCCUACUCGACAGAUGGAUCCUUGAAAGGCACUGCUCUGGAAAAGUACUAUGAUGAAGUUAUCAAUGCGUUCACUAAGACAGGAUAUGCCGUGAAUGUCGGCCCGUUUCUUGAACAGUGGCUUCGCGAAGCCGGAUUUGAGGAUAUUGUUGUCAAAAAAUUCUUGGUACCGAUUGGAACCUGGCCGAAAGAUAAAUACUAUAAAAAGAUCGGCACGUGGACUCUGCUCCAGUUUGAUUCCGGCGGGUUCGAAGCGGGUGCUAUGGCUGUUUUAACGAGAUUUUCGGGCUGGACAGAGGAACAAGUAAAAGAUCUUUCUGCUAAGGCCAGGAGUGACAUGCGUAACCGUAAUGUUCAUGGCAUGUUUGACUUUUAUGCCGUCUAUGGCCGAAAACCGGAAUGAAUCCACGACGUGGUGAUGCCGGGCUUAUGACUUGCUAAACAAAAUUUUGGAUUUGGGCAUCGAUGUUUCAAAAAUGCCCCAAUUGCACUCUUUUCUCCUAUUUAUGACGGUGCAGUUACUUUUGCGACGGUGGUCUAUCAUGUCUUCUAUAGACCAUAGGAUAACUGGAGGCAGCAAGAGUG